GUGUUGGAACAAGAUCUGACUCCAUCACUCUAGCUUACGUCUACCGGGUACAAAUACAAAUACAAGGAAUCCAAGACCACCAUGUCUGCCGUCGCUCGACCCCCUAUUCGCAUCCUCGGCCUCUGCGGCUUUAGCCAAAACAAGCAUGUCAUGCAUCAGAGACUAGGGUUCCUACGAAAAGCGCUGAAGCAACAAGUGGAAUUUGACUUCGUCGACCCGCCUUUCGUUAUCGAAAAGGUGGAUUAUGCGACGGGCAACACCAAGUUUGCCGACUUUGAUUCGGAGACAACGAUGGACGAGAACAUGACACCAGAGACUACACCGAGAGCAUGGUUCCGUUCGAAAGACGAAGAGGUGAAUGGCAAGACGAUCAAGACCUACAUAGGUCUUGACCAAGCUUUGGCAGACCUGCAUAAGUAUCUGAUAGAACAGGAGACACCGUUCGAUGCGGUAUUUGGUUUCUCUCAAGGAGCCUGCAUGGCAGCUCUACUAACAGCUUUGCUGGAGCGUCCCGGACUGCAUCCUAGCUUUCCCGCUCACCCCAAGCUCAAGCCGCUGAAAUACUGCGUCAGCGUCGGCGGUUUCGUCUGUGGCGAUGAAGCCUACAGCAACUUUUACCCUAUCGCCACCCCGACAUUGCAUAUCGUCGGCGUCAAUGAUACGAUCGUCACACCAGAGCGGAGCCAGACGCUUAUUCGGGUCUGCGACGAUGCGAGGGUGGAGAAGCAUGACGGUAGUCACUUCAUUCCCUCCAAGGCGAACUGGAAGAAUUUUUUCGUGGCCUACUUGACAUCCUUCACGGACGAAGGGCUGCAGGGGGACGUACCGGGGCCAUCAUCACAGCAGGGAGGCGCCGCCAGUACUACUGCCAGUGCCAAUACUACGAGACCGGGUACACCAGAGGUGACAGCGGGCGAAGAGAAAUCAGCAUUAUAAACACGAACGAAUCCUGCCUGUACAUUGUGCAGUGUAUUGUACGUCUGUACUACAUUUCUUGUUCAGUCGUUGAUCAUCUAAGACGAUCUCUGCAGGGUCGAGUAGGUCGCGGGUUUCGCUGAUUCUGAAACGCGAGCAUGACAUGGAGGGUAUCGUUGGUUGUGGUGAACGAACUCGCGAGCUACAACUCGACGUCUGCCUCGUCGUAAGCUUCGUUGACCAGCUUGUAAAUAUAAGCUGGCGAAUGGUCUCCCCUGUCGAUCGAUAGUUCAGCAUGUGAUUGGAAAGAAACGGUCCGUCCAGAACUCACUCGUUUGUGAUGAACAGGCUGA
Molecule: messenger RNA, 1268 nt
Organism: Filobasidium floriforme
Lineage: Eukaryota; Fungi; Basidiomycota; Tremellomycetes; Filobasidiales; Filobasidiaceae
Product: serine hydrolase-domain-containing protein
Exons: 8
Coding region: 82-936 (284 amino acids)
Cellular component (GO): nucleus; cytoplasm
Source: RefSeq, a predicted model, not a curated record